Molecule: messenger RNA, 1677 nt
Organism: Capronia coronata CBS 617.96
Lineage: Eukaryota; Fungi; Ascomycota; Eurotiomycetes; Chaetothyriales; Herpotrichiellaceae
Exons: 2
Coding region: 1-1677 (558 amino acids)
Biological process (GO): triglyceride biosynthetic process
Cellular component (GO): endoplasmic reticulum membrane
Molecular function (GO): diacylglycerol O-acyltransferase activity
Source: RefSeq, a predicted model, not a curated record
AUGGCGUCAACGUAUGCCACUGCUGGCACCGGCCAAUUGAACUCGGAGCCGUCGCAGCCGCAGGAUCGUGCAGAACAUAACCUUCCUCCUAAGUCCUACGCCGCUGCGGCCAGCGAAGACCCGAAUGAGAGCAAGAUCCACGAUAAAGAGGCAAGACACGACAGUUCUGCAGCCUCACAGAAUGGGACAAUGGGCGGCAAGAGUAAUGGCACAGUUAAACACACCGAUCAAUCAAUCCCCAAACCUGUGGAGCCACAAGAUACUACAGGGGACAGCCAUCUUCCCAAGUCAUACGCGGCUGCGGUCAGCGAACCGGUCGAGGAGAAUGCAAAGCCCAACGAGUCUGUGAAUGCUACGGCUCAAAAUGGUGCAGCUAACGGAAGUGCCAACGGUCAUACGGUCAAGGUUAACGGUCAGAGAAAACAGCUUGACAAGGACAGACUUUUCUAUGAAAAGCAUACCGAUUCCCACGGACAGGUGCCCUUGACAAGCAUUAAGCCGGUCGACCGCCAUGAGGAGAGCCUCCAGAAAAGCACGGAGAGUACUCCGCGAGAGAAAAAGUCGAACAGGCCGUCCAAAAGACAGGAUAUCCCAAAUGCGCAGCUUGCCAGUGGCCGACGGGCGGGUGCAGGCUGGGAAAAGUCGGCGAUACACUGGGCACCUCUCAACGUACCAUUGCAACGACGCCUUCAGACCCUGGCGGUCUUGUGGCAUACCGUUACCAUUCCUAUAUUCCUAUCACUGUUCUUCGUGCUGUGCGCCAUCCCACUGACGUGGCCGCUUCUCAUUCCAUACCUGAUAUAUACGCUCCUCAUCAGCGAGGAAGCCACCAACGGCACCCUCGCGAGGCGGUCGGAGCGUUUACGCAGAUCGAAAGUCUGGUCUGCAUUUGCAUCCUACUUUCCCGCCAGAUUGCAUCGCACGGUCGAGCUGGAGCCCACCAGAAAGUACAUUUUUGGAUACCAUCCACACGGAAUUGUCUCCCAUGGAGCAUUUGCCGCUUUCGCCACGGAAGCACUUGGGUUUUCAGAGCUCUAUCCGGGGAUUACGAACACUCUGUUAACACUCGAGGCCAACUUCCGUGUCCCACUGUAUCGAGACUAUGCUUUGGCGAUGGGCGUCGCUUCAGUCUCACGCGAGUCCAUUGAGAACAUUCUCUCCAAAGGCGGCCACAACGGCGAAGGCAUGGGUCGUGCUGUGACAAUUGUCAUUGGCGGUGCUCGGGAGAGUCUAGAUGCUCGACCUGGAACGCUUCGACUCGUUUUGAAGAGCAGGAAAGGCUUUGUCAAGCUGGCGAUUCGCCAGGGUGCAGACCUUGUGCCUGUCCUGGCUUUCGGGGAGAACGACUUGUACGACCAAAUCGACAGCGUUCAGCACCCGUUGAUCCACAAGAGCCAGAUGCUGAUCAAGAAGCUGAUGGGGUUCACUGUCCCGCUGUUUCACGCGCGGGGGAUCUUCAACUAUGAUGUCGGCCUCAUGCCAUAUCGACGCGCCGUCAAUAUUGUCGUGGGACGACCGAUCGAAGUUGUGCAGCAAGGCACCAAGAACAACAAAGUGGACGAGGAGUACUUGGAUCAGGUCCAUGCACGAUAUGUGGAGGAAUUGGUCCGGUUGUGGGACGCCUACAAGGAUGUCUUCGCCAAAGACCGACAGGGGGAGCUAGAAAUCGUUGAGUGA